Acinonyx jubatus (cheetah) is the source of this 1666-nucleotide messenger RNA. RefSeq names its product transmembrane protein 53 (gene TMEM53). Lineage: Eukaryota; Metazoa; Chordata; Mammalia; Carnivora; Felidae. The transcript is spliced from 6 exons. The record is from RefSeq and is a predicted model, not a curated record. Bases 830 to 1591 code for a protein of 253 amino acids.
UUCUAGGCCUGAGUCUGAUUAGUAAUUUUAUCAUGGAUUUAACUGUAAGAAGAAGAGAGCUGUAAUUACUUAAGCCUUUAGUUUUGCCCAGGUGCAGACUCUGGUUCACUCAUUCCUUUGUUCAGUAAACACAUAGGAAGUAUCCCUAAUGUGCCAGGCAUGGUCCUGUGUGUUAGGGUUGUAGAGAUGAGGAGAACAGAUGUGGUUCCUGCCCUCACAGAGUCUACGAUCCAGUGGGGAAGAGAGAUACUGAGCAGGGGCCAUGAUUGAUAUGGAGAGAACAGCUUGUGUGUAGGGGAGAUGUGUAUUUCACGAAGACUGUUCAACAUGAAAUUUACAGUCCCAUAAAGUGCUUCUACAUCUUCGCCAGAGAUCUAGUUAAAAGGACUUUACAGUCUGAAACAUCCUAAAAUUGAUUCUAAAUUAACGUUUCCUCACAUGUAUUUGAGAUAUUGAUGGGGCCCAGCUAUCAGAAUUUUAUUAGGAAGCAAUAAUCUGAGGCACACUGAGACAGACAUACAUACACACCAACCUCCACUACUCCCCAGAGGACACUGGAUAUGCGCUCUCAGGAAGGGCGUCCACGUAGCCUCAGGGAUGGAGACAACCACGAAAUCCUGUCAGCCUUAACAGCCAGGAAAGGAAAACCAACAAAUGGCAGCUUUAAAAGUCACAGUGAUUCAGCUGUCCAUCAAGAACAGCCCCAACCAAGGCGGGAAGGAGGUGGGGACGCGACAGCCUUUGGUGAUUCUCUUGGGCUGGGGUGGCUGCACCGACAAGAACCUUGCCAAGUACAGCGCCAUCUACCACAAAAGGCAGCCCAGCCCUGAUGUGCUCCCAGCUGUGGAGUCAGCCCAGACCUCAAGUCUGUUGUUGCCCUGAUGGGCAGCAAAAGCCUGGGCCAAGUGUGCUGGGAAUUUUCUCCUUUUCUGACCAGGGCUGCAUCGUGAUCCGAUACACAGCCCCAUGGCACAUGGUCUUCUUCUCCGAGUCCCUGGGCAUCCCUUCACUUCGUGUUUUGGCCCAGAAGCUACUUGAGCUACUCUUUGAUUACGAGAUUGAGAAGGAGCCCCUGCUCUUCCAUGUCUUCAGCAAUGCUGGUGUCAUGCUGUACCGAUACGUGCUGGAGCUCCUGCAGACCCAUCGGCGCUUCUGCCACCUGCGUGUGGUGGGCACCAUCUUUGACAGCGGUCCUGGUGAUAGCAACCUGGUGGGGGCUCUGCGGGCCCUGGCAGCCAUCCUGGAGCACCGGCCUGCUGUGCUGCGCCUGCUGCUCCUGGUGGCCUUCGCCCUGGUGGCAAUCCUGUUCCAUGUCCUGCUCGCUCCACUCACUGCCCUCUUCCACACCCACUUCUAUGACAGGCUACUCGAUGCAGCCUCUCGCUGGCCUGAGCUCUACCUCUACUCGAGGGCCGACGAGGUGGUCCUGGCCAGGGAUGUGGAACGUAUGGUGGAGGCACGCCUGGCACACCGGGUCCUGGUGCGCUCUGUGGACUUUGUGUCAUCUGCACAUGUCAGCCACCUCCGCGACUACCCUGCUUACUACACAAGCCUCUGUGUCAACUUCAUGCGCAGCUGUGUCCACUGCUGAGCUCCUUCCCCACCCAACACCCACCCAACUUACCUCUACUCCAGAAAUAAAUGCCUGACACCUCCCCACAACCUA